Molecule: messenger RNA, 7854 nt
Organism: Hemicordylus capensis (graceful crag lizard)
Lineage: Eukaryota; Metazoa; Chordata; Lepidosauria; Squamata; Cordylidae
Gene: PCNX3
Product: pecanex 3
Exons: 35
Coding region: 925-7368 (2147 amino acids)
Cellular component (GO): membrane
Source: RefSeq, a predicted model, not a curated record
UCUGCUUCCUGUCUGGAAGGGAGAGGGUUGGCGCAUGCGCGUUGCCUAGGCUGUCCCUGCUGCUUCUCGGGCUCCUCUUCCGGCCUCCCCGAGUCCCUGGUUAGGCGGGGGCGCCUGGAGUCCCUUCGCUGCUCUCAGGCCAAGUAGGGUUGACCUUUGACCUCGGAAGUGAACAGGGCUUGGGCUCUCUCCACCUUGGGGGGGAACUGGGGGGCGGCCUUGCCCUGGGUCAACUCGGGUCCCCACUUCCCCAGGGGAUCCCAAGGAGCUUAGGGCUGCCUCUCCUGCCCACCCCCUGCCUGGACCUGUGCCCCCACUUAACCCCCCAGGGUCACAUCUGUGCAGGUCUCCCACUGGCAUGUCCCUGAGUGCCAGCCCACUAGCUGUAGGGGGGAGGGGGCCCUUCUGACACCCUGCCCUGCUGCACCUUGUGUGCCCCCACCCUUUUGCCCUUUGGACCUCCCUUGCUGGCAGGCCUGCUCCAGACACCCAAGCCCCCAGUUCCUUAGGCUGGUGGUGGGACCCAUCUCUUUAAGUCGAGAUGGCGUGAGGUGUGAGUGUGUGUGGAGGGGGUGUUGUUGGGGAGAGGGAACCACAAGAAGAAAGAGGAGGUUGGGGGGAGGGGGUGGCUGUUUCUGAGGGGAGGGUGAAUAGGGCCGAUACUACGGAUGACUGCUGCCAGGUAGUGCGGUCCUGUGGUGAGUCACCCCCUCCCCCCCACACUUGCUAGGGCGUGGUUUGUAGGGGUGGCACAGCUGGGCCCAAAAAGGAGAGAAGAGGGUUCUGGAUUCCCCCCAGCCCUGUGGAUCAUGGGCCUCCAGCUGCCUUGAUGAAGGACAUUGUGAGCGCCAGCUGGGAAGUGGUGUUCCUUGAGGAGGAGGAGGAGGAGGACGAAGAAGAGGAAGAGGCGGCCCCACCGUGGACAUGGGGUCGCAGGUCCUGCAGAUCCUACGCCAGGGCGUCUGGGCCUCUCUGACCGGUGGCUGGUUCUUUGACCCACACCAGAGCACCUUCUCCAACUGUUUCCACCUCUACACCUGGAUAUUCCUGCUCACCUUUCCCUUCCUGCUCUAUAUGGUGAUGCCUCCCAGCAUUGUGGUGGCGGGCGUGUACUGCGCGGUCGUGGCCGUGUUCUUCACCACCAUCAAGACCAUCAACUACCGCCUGCACACCAUGUUUGACCAGGGCGAGAUUGUGGAGAAGAACUCCGCGCUGGCGGAGGGAGCCAAGUCCGAAGAGGGGGCUGCGGCCGAUGAGGGGAACCUGACCAGGGAUCCUGGCGGGGUGGAGAUGACGGUGUUCCGGAAGGUCAGCUCCACGCCUCCCGUCAGGUGCAGCUCCCAGCAUUCCGUGUUCGGCUUCAACCAGGUCAUGGAUCUGCUGCCCCACUUGGAGGACGGAGGGCCUGUGAGAGACAUCAGGGAGCUUGUUCGGGAGCAGGGCAGCAACAACGUCAUCGUGACGGCAGCCGACCGGGACAUGCUUCAGCGCUGCUCCCCGGAGAACGGCGCGGGCGAAGUCGUAAUGGUGCCCUCCGAGCCGCCAGGCGCGGCUAGCAGCCUGCUGCCCGUCCCCAAGCCAGAGCCCCCGCCCGGCGGGAGGAAGCAGCCCCCUCCUCUCCCCGUCCAGACGUCCCUGCAGAGCACGGACUCCUCGGAGCAGUCGCCCCCAGCCGGGCCGGGCUUGCGGGCGCCCCGCUGGGCGGCCAGCGAGUCGGAGAGCGUGGGCGACACACCGCUGAGCCCCCUCCUCAAGAGCAGCCUGAGCGAGGAGCUGAGCCAGAGCUUCCUGAGCCUGGCGCUGCCCGAGGCCGGGGGCCCCGGCCGGCGAGAGAAGCGCCCCUCGGGGGCCGACUACCAGCCGCUGGAGCCCCGGCCGGAGCGGCCCCUCCAGGCCGGCUCCUCGGACAGCUGCUUCAGCGGCACCGACAAGGAGACACCCAGCACCCUGAGCAGCUACCGCAGCGAGAAGACCAACUCCACCCACCUGGACAGCCCCUCGCUGGGGCCGGGCCCCGGGGAGGGGCCGCUGGGCGGGGGGGCGGGGCCUGGCGCCUCCCCGCCCCCGGAGGGGGGCAGCGACACGGACGCCCUGUCGGACAGCGAGCUGCUGCGCUCCCCGGAGCUGGGCCUGCUGGGGGAGCUCAGCUUCGACACCCAGCACACCCUCCACUCCCUGGAGACGGUCAAGGGGGAGGCCGAGCUGUGGGGCGGCCCCGAACCGGAGCAGGUGGUGCGGCCCAAGGAGCUGGGCCUCAAGGGCCGCCGGCGCCUCUCCCGCAAGCCCGGCGGCAGCAGCUACCUGCCCAUGCGCACCCUCCUGGACAGCAAGGCCUACGCCGAGGGCUUCUUCGCCGACGAGGACUCCAGCGACUGCAGUGACCUGAGCCGGGCCUCCAGCCUCCACUCCCAGCACAACUACAGCACCGACACCUCCUCCAGCACCUCCUGCUACUCCCCCGAGCGCCGCCCCCCCGGGGGCCCCGAGGCCCCGCCCCCCGAAGGCCUGGCCCUCCCACCCCAGCUGGCCCACUACACCCAGCGCAGCGGCAGCACAGCCAGCGCCAAGACCCACGCCCGGGUGCUCAGCAUGGAUGGCAGUGGAGGGGCGGAGGGGAAGCCCCCCGGCGCCCUCACGGUCUCCAAGUCGGACCUGGAGUCUCACGCCGGGAAGCUGGCGGCGGAGCAGGAGCUGGGGGGCACCGUGCGCAGCCAGUCGGCCAACCAGCCCGGCUGGAGGGGGGAGCUGCAGGCCGAGGGGGCCAUUGGAGGAGCUCCCACGGGGGAAGAAGGGCCCAAGUCGGACCGCUCGAGCAGCGUCAAGCGCAUGGCGGCCAUGCGGCGGCGCCACAACGCCGGCAGCAACCCCACCCCGCCCUCCUCGGUGAUGGGCUCCCCGCCCAGUUUGCAGGACCUGCAGCGGGGCCGGGCCUCCUCGCACUCGCGCGCCCUGACCCUGCCCUCGGCCCUGCAGUUCGCCAGCUCCCUCUUGCUGCCCCGCGGGGCCAUCCACGAGGCCUGCAACUUCGACGACACCUCCGAAGGGGCCGUCCACUACUUCUUCGACGAGAGCGGUGUCCGGCGCUCCUACACGUUCGGGCUGGCAGGGGGUGGCUAUGAGAACCCCGUGGGACAGCAGGUCAGCGUGGACCACGCCAGCAACAGCGGCUGGGACCGGCAUUCACAUUCCUCCAGCUUCAACUCGGCAGAGGUGCCCGAAGGGACUCCGGCCCUCACGCUGCUGCAGUCGCGGCCGGUCGUCCUUCAGGGCAUGCAAGUCCGGAGGGUCCCGCUGGAGAUCCCCGAGUUUGACCUUCUGGACCAGGAGUCGCUGCACGAGUCCCAGGAGAACACGCUGAUGAUCGAGGACAAGCGCCACCCGCGCCAGUACUACAAGUUCUGGGUGCUGCCUGGGCACUGGAUGCGGGUGCGAUACGACCGCCUGGCCCUGCUGGCUUUGCUGGACCGGAACUGGCGGGUGGCCGAAAAUGUCUUUGUGGUGUCGCUAGUGAGCCUGGUGGCCUUCCUGGGCUAUCUCCUCCUCCUCCAGGGCUUCUUCCGGGACAUCUGGGUGUUCCAGUUCUGCGUGGUCAUUGCCAGCUGCCAAUACUCGCUGCUGAAGAGCGUUCAACCCGAUGCUGCUUCUCCAAUGCAUGGGCACAACUGGAUCAUUGCCUACAGCCGCCCGGUGUACUUCUGCGUGGCGUGCCUGCUGAUCUGGGCGCUGGACCUCUGCGCCCACGCCACGCCCUUCCCGCCCGUGGCCUUCUACGGCCUCACGCUCUUCUCCGCCAACUUCUUCUGCUGCGCCCGCGACGUGGCUGCUGUCUUCACCCUCUGCUUCCCAGCCAUCUUCCUCUUCGGACUCCUCCCUCAAGUCAACACGUUCUUCAUGUACAUUUUGGAGCAGGUGGACAUGCACAUCUUUGGUGGAACAGCUGCCACCAGCCCCUUCACCGCCCUCUUCGGCCUCCUCCGCAGCAUCCUCGUGGCUGCCCUUCUGUACGGGUUCUGCCUUGGAGCCAUCAAGGCUCCCUGGGAUGAUCAGCACGUGCCUGUCCUCUUCUCGGUCUUCUGUGGACUCCUCAUGGCUCUCUCCUAUCACCUGAGCCGGCAGAGCAGCGAUCCCACUGUCCUCUGGUCCCUGAUCCGGACCAAGCUCUUCCCGGAGUUCGAGAACGGCAGCGUGGAGACCCCUCCCGUCGGGAUUAAGGACCCCCUGCCCGAGAAACUGCGCAGUUCGCUGCGGGAGAUCCUUCAUUCCGACCUGGUCAUGUGUCUGGUCAUCGCAGUCCUGACCUUUGCCAUCAGCGCCAGCACGGUCUUCAUCGCCCUUAAGUCUGCACUCGAAUACGUGCUCUAUGCCCUGGCGGGCCUGGUCGGCUUCCUCGCUCAUUACCUGCUGCCCCAGCUCCGGAAGCAGCAGCCCUGGUUCUGCCUCUCGCAGCCGAUGCUCAAGCCGCGGGAGUACAGCCAGUUUGAAGUGCGCAGUGCUGCCCAGAUGAUGUGGUUCGAGAAACUCUACGCCUGGCUCCAGUGCGUGGAGAAGUAUUUCAUCUACCCGGCCGUGGUGCUCUACGCCCUCACCACGGAUGCCCACUCUGCCAGCGCUACCCAGCAGGACUGCAUCUACUGCCGUGCCCUCUUUGUCACCAUCGCAGGCCUGAAGCUUCUGCGCUGCUCCUUUUGCUGUUCCUCCCAGCAGUACGUCACGCUGGGCUUCACUGUUCUCUUCUUCCGGUUCGACUACAAGCACUUCUCCAAGGGCUUCCUCGCGGACUACUUCGUCAUGUCCGUCCUCUUCAGCAAGCUGUGGGAUCUCUUGUACAAGCUGCGGUUCGUGCUCACCUACAUCGCCCCCUGGCAGAUCACGUGGGGCUCGGCUUUCCACGCCUUCGCUCAGCCUUUCGCCGUGCCUCACUCGGCCAUCCUCUUCGUCCAGGCCGUCCUCUCCGCUCUCUUCUCCACCCCUCUCAACCCGCUGCUGGGCAGUGCCGUCUUCAUCAUGUCCUACGCCCGCCCGGUCAAGUUCUGGGAACGGGACUACAACACCAAGAGGGUCGACCACUCCAACACCCGGCUGGCCACGCAACUCGAUCGCAACCCAGGAGCUGACGACAACAACUUGAACUCCAUCUUCUACGAACACCUGACGCGCUCCCUGCAGCACACGCUCUGCGGGGACCUGCUGCUGGGCCGGUGGGGCAACUACGCCACGGGCGACUGCUUCAUCCUGGCCUCGGACUACUUGAACGCCCUGGUGCACCUCAUCGAGAUCGGGAACGGCCUGGUCACCUUCCAGCUGCGAGGCCUCGAGUUCCGCGGGACCUACUGCCAGCAGCGCGAGGUGGAGGCCAUCACGGAGGGCGUGGAGGAAGACGAGGGCUGCUGCUGCUGCGAGCCGGGCCACCUGCCCCGCAUGCUGAGCUUCAACGCGGCCUUCGGGCAGCGCUGGCUGGCCUGGGAGGUGGCGGCCACCAAGUACGUCCUGGAGGGCUACAGCAUCAGCGACAACAACGCGGCCUCCAUGCUCCAGGUCUUUGACCUGCGGAAGAUCCUCAUCACGUACUACGUUAAGAGCAUCAUUUACUACGUGACUUGCUCCCCCAAGCUGGAGGAGUGGUUGGGCAGCGAGGGCAUCCAGGAGGCCCUGAGACCGUGCACCUCUCUCAACUACGCCGACAGCGACCCCACCUUCAACCUCAACAUCGAUGAGGACUACGACCACCGCAUGGCGGGGAUCACCCUGGCUUCCUUCUGCAACAUCUACCUCGACUGGAUCCAGUACUGUGCUGGGCGGAGGGAAAAGCCAUUGGACCGGGACUGGAACUCCCCUCUGGUCACCCUGUGCUUCGGCCUCUGCAUCUUGGGGCGCCGGGCGCUGGGCACCGCCUCCCACAGCAUGUCGGCCAGCCUGGAGCCCUUCCUGUACGGCUUGCAUGCGCUCUUCAAGGGCGACUUCCGGAUCACCUCGCCUCGUGACGAGUGGGUCUUCGCCGACAUGGAUCUGCUGCACCAUGUGGUGGCGCCCGGGGUGCGCAUGUCCCUCAAGCUACACCAGGACCACUUCACCUCCCCGGACGAAUACGACGACCCGGCGGUGCUGUACGACGCCAUCACCUCCAACGAGGAGAAGAUGGUGAUCUCGCACGAAGGGGACCCGGCCUGGCGCAGCGCCAUCCUCACCAACACCCCCGCCCUGCUGGCUCUGCGCCACGUGAUGGACGAUGCCAGCGACGAGUACAAAAUCAUCAUGCUCAACAAGCGCUACCUCGGAUUCCGGGUCAUCAAGGUGAACCGGGAGUGCGUGCGGGGCCUGUGGGCCGGGCAGCAGCAGGAGCUGGUCUUCCUCCGGAACCGGAACCCCGAGCGGGGCAGCAUCCAGAACGCCAAGCAGGCCCUGCGCAACAUGAUCAACUCCUCCUGCGACCAGCCCAUCGGCUACCCCAUCUACGUCUCGCCCCUCACCACCUCCUACGCCAGCAGCCACCCCCAGCUGCACUCGCUCUGGGGGGGCCCCGUCAGCCUGCACAACAUCUCGGCUUGGUUCAUCCGGAGCUGGGAGAGGUUGCAGAAAGGCUGCGGGGCUGGCUGCAACAGCGGAGGGAACAUCGAGGAUUCGGACUGCGGCGGCGGCUCUUCCUCCCUCAGCAAUAAUCCCGCUGGGCACGGCUCUCAGGUUCCAGGCAGCACCGCCCACACAGCUUUGCCAGCGGUUGCAAACCCCGCGGAGCCUGGAGUCACGACCGCCCAGCCUCAGGCAGGUCUCGAGUCGGGCCUCCCUCCUCCGAGCCAGAGCUGGCUGGUCCAGCCCCAACCGGCCCCCUUGCUGAGCCAGGGUGACGGACGGCCCCUGCCCACCCCGGCUGCCUCCUGGCCUCCGGGCCCGCAUUUCCUGGGCGGCCAGCUCUCCUGCGCCAGUUCCUUGGCGUCUGUGGCCGAGGGGACGGGACGUGCCCCUCUGCCUCUGCGCCCGGGCCUGGGCAACCCCUCGGCCUUCGCCUACGAGGGCCUCUGCGGCAAGUGGAGCCUGCCCAGCCGCAAGGGACUGAACGGGCUGGGAGCGGGCGACGGCGAGGCCCCUCCUGGAACGCCCCCCGCCGCCGGCACAAAAGAGAACUCUUCCUUAUCAUCUCCGCUGGGGACGACGGGCGUGGCGGGGAGCCCGAAGCCUCAGCAGCAGCAGCCGCCGCCACCCACCCCGGAAGGCGCCAGCGACUCGACCCCGUUGCCUGCAGAGACGCCAGCGCUGCCCCGAGGCGCCUGCCCCCUUCCUGAGCCGGCUCCCGUGGUGGCCGAGUGGGGGCGCCAGCGGGAGGAAGAGGAGAGCCCCGUGGCUGUGCAGCCACUCCUGGACCAUCAAUACUGAGCGGGUGGGGAGCACUUCAUGGCCUACCAAAUCACGGGCUGGUCCCGUCCUGACUCUUCCUUCCACCUUCCCUUGGCCCCCUUUCAGAAGCAAAAAGACACUUUCCAGCCCCUCUCUCCCUCCUUCAGGACCAUGGACAGCAAUAAGGGGAGUGGGGGCUCCUCCUCCGUGCCCGCUGCAGCCUUCUGGGUUUCUGGGGACCUUGCAGGGGGGAGGAGAACCCCAUGCACUGCCCCCUCUCCCCACCCCUGCUUCCCCAGACCCAGCUUGGACACCACUCAAGGAGAUUUCUUUUUCUGCCGCCGCCGCCGCCGUCCCGGGCGGGGGCUUAAGGACCUCUUUUUAUUUUAUUUUAAUUUUUUUUCCCCUUGCCCUUCCCAUUCUCCUGGUUCCUGGAUUUCAGUUGGUAUAAAAAAUAAAAAUGCAGGGAACAAAAAAAAAACAACAAAAAAAACCAACCACAAAGAACCCAAAAGGUGUCCACAA